UCUAAGGACGUAACAUCUAAAAUGAUAGAAGAGCAGAUUGGAAUGACUUGUUCACGAGAACCUACAAUCGGAAUAACAAUUACUUGUAUGAAUAUUGUGCGGAGUCUAUUUUGCAGAUUAAUGGCCAUUUCUUUAAUUAUAAAAAAUUAUACAAAUUUACAGAGAUUUUAAACUAACUGUCAUUGGGAGAAAUAACCUUAAGGAUAUUAUUGUAUUCUCAUUUGAAAAAAAUCAGCUGUUAAGUCAUAAUUCCAAAUUAGAACGUAUUUGCAUUGACAAACCUUGCUAAUUUCAAAAUCUCGAUAAAAAUCGAACUAUAUAUACGAAGUUAACCAAUCAAGUCUGGGAAAUACAGCCUUGGUUGUAUAGUUUUCAGAAAGAUAUGGCAGAAUAUAAUGCAAACGAAGAGACUAUAAAAACAAAUGGUUCACAACUUUCUACUGCUAAGGACAAGGACCAGAGCGAUGAUACGCAUUUAACUAAAACAGAAAGAUCUUCUAAGCAGUUGAAAAAUAAUACGUCAAUAACGCGACGGCACGUCUCGCCUAACUCACCAAAAGAAAACAGAGAAAUAAUGGCGGAUGAUGGUAAUGAUAGGGACGAUGAUGAUAACGAAAAAAAGCAUCGUCUUGAGCGAAGACAAAUAUUCAAUCUGAUAAAAUAUUUCAUAUCCAUGGUGCUCGCUGUGUCCGACAUAACAUUUGACUGGAUUGAGUAUUUUGAAAUGAACAAAAGAGGAAAUUACUCCAUUGUUGUAAAAAGACGGUCAAGAACUUUUUCGGACACCGAUUUUACUCAUGAAUGUGAAGGUCAAGGGGAGACACUUCAAUUUAUUUUCCUUAUAUUUACUAUUGUUGGAACUGCUUUGUCCGCAUUGCAGAUACUUAAUAUCAUUUAUCAAUUGUUUUACGAAUUUAAGGGCGUCGAUAAAGAAAAACGACUUGUACAUGAAUUCGUGGAAACAUUUGUAUUUCUAUGUUUUGUCGAAAUUUCGCAGAUGUUUUUGAUAAUGGGAUUUUAUGACGUCUGUACUCUAGAUUGUGACAUAAAUGCCCCUGAAAUUUUUAUUGCAACGAAUGGCAUGAUUUCUUACGUGAGAAUAUUCUGGAGAUUCUUUACGAGCUUCAGUUGCUGUUCGUCCCAUUUGACAACAAAACGGCGGCGGAAGGUGCAAUUUACUACCAAGGGAGAUAACAACUGUUGUCCUCUUUCCAAUUGCUAUACCGUUUGUUUGUAUCUUUUGUAUAUUGAGUGGGUCGAAGAAAAGUAAACAUGGCAAAAAUGUGAAAUGGAAAUGUAUGCAGUCGUGUAAAUGUUGCAUCCUGAGAUGUUUUCCUUCCAGAUUUGAAGAGCCAGACACCAAAGCUUGUGAUUGUACAUGUCGAAAAUGCAUGGCUUGUGAACGGUUCUGUAAAUGUUGUGUUUUACGGUGCUUUCCAAAAUAUUUACCCACUCCUUUACAGGAUGCAUGUGAAUGUUUGUGUGGUAAAUGUAUGCGUUGUGAACGAAAUUGUCGUUGUUGUGUACUUCGCUGUUUUCCGUUGCAUCUUGAGCCGCCAAAAUCCGACGUUUGGACAUGUAGGUGUUUUGAAUGUCUCGCGUGCGAAAUGCCAUGUAAAUGUUUUACAUUUAGAUGUUUCCCAACCCAUUUAAAGUCCACUAAGACCGAUAUUUUGACGUGCAGAUGUCGGGAAUGCUUGUCGUGUAUGCUACCAUGUAAAUGUUUUACUUUCCGAUGUUUUCCUGAAUAUCAACGCCCUGAAAUUUCUGAUUGGUGGGAAUGCACAUGUGGUGACUGCAUGAAAUGUGAACGAGCAUGCGCAUGUUGUAUUUUACGAUGCUGUCCGUCAUAUUUUGAUAGCAAUGAAUACUGUACAUGUAUGUGUAAGAAAUUCCUGGCUUGUCAAAAGUCCUUUGGAUGUUGCAUAUGUCGAUGCUUCCCGGGCACUUUGGAUUCCUCAAAAGAGGAGAAUUGCGAGUGCACAUGUGGUCAAUUCUUAAAAUGCAAAAAUAACACUUGCACACUGUGCACCUCGAAAGUUCAUCCUAUAGUAGUAACAACUCAACCAAAAACUCCCCCACCUCCUCCAAAGCCUAGAGAUUGUAGUAAGUGUAUUAAUUGUCUGUUGGGCUUUUUAGCUGUUUUAAUCAUCCUUUUGCUGCUUUUCUAUUUAUUUUUGUUAGUCGUACAAGUACGUUAUGUGCUUGUAUGCGAGGACAGUGGUGCGUUUAUGUCAUUCUUGCACCAAAUAUUUGUGCAGUGCUAUCUCCUAAUCUUUCUUUUCUGAUAUGACAAUCAUAUUGAUAUGGAUUUGAUAUAGAUUUGUUUCGUGGUUUCAGUUAACUCGAACAAUUCAAUCCCUCUCCGUGUCCGAUUUUCUCCAAUGCAGCCAUCGUAUAGCAGCGGAAUAUAACGACUGAAUUAUUCGGGUUAGGUUUCAGUAUUGAAAAUGUCAUUUACCAUCGUUUCAACGGAAAUAAAUAUUAAUCUUUAAAAAUGAACUUUUUUGUCUUGUGCAUAAUACUCAUCUUAGAGGUUGGUGUCUUAAAGAACCUUAUAAAAAUUAGAAUUAUAAGCACCGAGGUCGUGCGCAUUUUUGCGCAUUCAGCGCUUCAUUGUUCCAUUCUCAGAAGCAAUGAUGUACAAUAAUUAUAAUUCUUCAUAGUAAUACAACAUGAGGGACAAAACGUCAAGGAACAAUCUUUGGUCAACUUUGUACUGUUGUUGUUUUGUUUGGUUGUGUUCUUUUGUCUCGAGAAUGUGUUUUCCUCUGCGUUUCGAAAUAUAUUUACAAAACAAAAUGUAUAUUCUUAUUUAUUUAUUAUUUCUAGCACCCGGGUCUGGAUGGGGUUUACAGAAAACAGAAAAGUGAGACAAAAAGAAAAAUAAUAAUAGAGAAAAAUGGCCUAAAAUUUUUUUAAAAAUGCAGAAAUGAAGACCCCGAUCCAGACACUCUUAUAUGGUUGAAUCCCUUUCUUCUGUCUAUUGUCUAUGACCACACAAGUAACAUUUAAAUCAACAUAUUCAAUGUUUUAAUUGUAUUAUUAACACUGGGUUAUUUAACAAUUUUAUUUUAUUAUUUCGAUUUGUUAAGCCAAAAAGAGGAAUAUAAUAAUUGAUAUUUUAGAAAUUAUGAAAUAAAUUCUUAUUUACAUUUUUACCACAUCCUUAAAUUACUUUUUUUUUUAAUUUAGAUAGAUAGUUAUAUGAUAAUCUGCAUUUGUUGUGUUUAUAAAUAGAACGUGUAUAAAAUGUGUGAGUGGUUAUCAUUAUGUUUUUUCUAAUGCAUGUGCUUUAUAUAAAUAAGAAAUAAAACAAAU
This is a messenger RNA of Mytilus californianus (California mussel), 3321 nucleotides long. RefSeq lists its product as uncharacterized. NCBI's taxonomy places the organism in Eukaryota, Metazoa, Mollusca, Bivalvia, Mytilida, Mytilidae. The record is from RefSeq and is a predicted model, not a curated record. The coding region runs from base 1299 to 2288 and encodes 329 amino acids. The transcript is spliced from 3 exons.